UCUUCACAUUUCUCCCACACCAUCGAUUCCUCUUUUCUCCAAACGCCAUCGAUAAUUUCCCACCAUUCUCCUUUUUCCCCUAUCUAUAUACAAUCCUAAGCACCAAAUUGUUUGAUCGGCAGCUUCCCGACGAACGACGACGGUUAGUUUAGAUAAGAACUUGUCUCUCUGUGGCUUUUCGGUUUUUGAUUGGAUUAAUUUGAUUAAUAUAAUGGAGGCGAGUUCUAAAGAAGAGAGUUCUAAAGGAGGAGAUGUUUCUGCUGCGAAGAAGAAUGCUUUGGCUGGUAAAUCUAUAGGAAGUUUUAGUGACAGGGAUAUGUUUAAUCAAACUGAUGCGAAGAAGAAGGCAUUGGCUGGUAAAUCUGUAGGAAGUUUCAGCAACAAAGAUAUGUUUUUCAGAGCAGAUAAGAUUGAUAUCAAGGAUCUUGAUAUCGGGUUUGAGAAGAUGUUGAGUCGAGCUUGGUCCAAGGAAGCCCUGAAGCCAAAAGAAGAAUGGGAAAUCGACCCUUCGAAAUUGAAUCUACGAUACUUAGUUGCUCAGGGUACUUAUGGAACAGUUUAUCGCGGUACCUAUGAUUCUCAAGAUGUUGCAGUUAAAUUGUUGGAUUGGGGAGAGGAUGGUAUGUCUACUGUCGCGGAAACGACUGCUUUAAGGGCUUCUUUUCGUCAAGAGGUUGCUGUUUGGCAGAAACUUGAUCAUCCAAAUGUUACCAAAUUUAUUGGUGCUUCAAUGGGAACAUCUGAUAUAAAGAUCCCUUCGAAGAAUCCAACCAGCAGCGAUUCGAAUACACUUCCGUCGAGGGCUUGUUGUGUGGUUGUUGAAUAUGUUCCUGGUGGGAAUCUAAAGAAGCUUCUUUAUUCGAAUAGGAAGAAGAAACUCGCAUUCAAGAUCGUUAUCCAACUUGCUCUAGACCUCUCCCGUGGAUUGAGCUAUCUCCAUUCAAAAAAAAUUGUUCAUCGGGAUGUGAAGGCGGAGAAUAUGCUGUUAGAUACGCAGAGAACUUUGAAGAUUGCGGAUUUUGGGGUUGCUCGUGUUGAAGCGCAGAAUCCUCAGGAUAUGACGGGUGAAACUGGAACCCUCGGUUACAUGGCCCCAGAGGUUCUAGAUGGGAAGCCUUAUAAUAGGAAAUGUGACGUUUACAGCUUCGGAAUUUGCUUAUGGGAAACGUAUUGUUGCGAUCUUCCUUAUAUGGAUCGUAGUUUUGCUGAUAUUUCAUAUGCGGUUGUGCGACAAAAUCUGCGUCCAGAAAUCCCGAGAUGCUGUCCUAGUUCGUUAGCGAGCAUUAUGAAGAAAUGCUGGGAUGCUAAUCCAGAGAAAAGGCCGGAUAUGGAUGAGGUUGUGAAGCUUCUUGAAGCCAUUGAUACGACCAAAGGAGGGGGGAUGAUACCGGAAGGGGAAGGUGGCGGCUGUUUUUGCUUUGCUCCCACUCGAGGCCCUUGAUUUGCUUCGGUUUCAAUUAAAUAUCUUUCUUUUUUACUUUGUUCUAAGGUUUGUUUUAUAUUUAUGCAGACAAUUAAUGUGUAUUCAUAUGGUUUAUAAUUUAUUUUUCUAAUGGAGAAACUUGGGAUGGUUUCUAUAUUCAUAAAUAAAUAUGAAUGAGGGUAGUAAAUGGAUAGUGGAUUGGA
This is a messenger RNA of Impatiens glandulifera, 1626 nucleotides long. Its product is annotated as serine/threonine-protein kinase STY13-like. The transcript has 7 exons. Bases 212 to 1441 code for a protein of 409 amino acids. Gene Ontology annotation, biological process: protein phosphorylation. The record is from RefSeq and is a predicted model, not a curated record. Lineage: Eukaryota; Viridiplantae; Streptophyta; Magnoliopsida; Ericales; Balsaminaceae. Gene Ontology annotation, molecular function: ATP binding; protein kinase activity. Gene Ontology annotation, cellular component: plasma membrane.